Molecule: messenger RNA, 2748 nt
Organism: Prorocentrum cordatum
Lineage: Eukaryota; Dinophyceae; Prorocentrales; Prorocentraceae
Source: the annotation of a GenBank genome assembly
AUGGGCGUGACGUUGGAGGUGAUAGACGAUGACGUGGACGGCCUGUGCGAUGACGACCUUUCCCUUGAUGCCACGGAGAUGCCGUGUGUAGAUCGGGAGAAGUACUGCGGGAAGGAUCUGAACGCCGUGAAGGCGGCCUUCGAGGACAGCAAAAGGCAAGGAGUCUACAUGGCCAAGCACCGCUAUGUCAAGCACUUCAUGACUGAGCAUGGCUGCACAGAGUUCGGGGCCCUGGGGCGAUGGAGCAAGGACAUCAACCCGAACAGCGGCAAGGAGACGGACAUGGGCGGCCCUGUGGACGAGACCACUGGUCAGGGCACCCAGCGCGUCCUGGUCCCAGUCGAGGACUUCGUGUGCUGGUUCGACGAAGCAAAAGUAUCAAACCGUUUAGAGAUGGGUGACAAAGACAAAAAAAAUCCCAAACAAGCAGACCUGCAAAAACUUGAAGCAGAACUUGGAGAGGAUCUCGACACGUGGAGCGCGAACUUGCACCAGAAUACGUCUAGAGCGAGGAUGUCCGACAACAAGUACCUAGUCAAAAUGAAAGAUGAAUAUGACGAUCAGGGCCGCUCGGACCGGGAACGUUCUCGCUCGAGGAGUGGUUCGAGGCAGGCCUCCCCGACCAAGUCGGUGACGGCGCGCUCGGCCCGCGGCUCCGCCGCCGCCGCCAGGGCGAGGGUGGUGGACUCGGGCAGGAAGAGCAGUGGAAAGGGCGCCACAGAGGGUGCCGUCCUCCAGGCCGUCUUCGACCUUGCCGUGAUGUACCCGACGCUGCACGAGUUCCAGACUAAGCAGUAUGAGACCAUGGACUUGACCAAGACUCGCAUGCAGGCGACGCAGUCGGACAACGCAGAGCAGAAGUUGCAGAAGCAGGACGGGUCUUACAGGGCCCUAUUCCCACUUCCCACGUCGGUUUCAUCGAAGAAGGGGCUUGACAACAUCGUCGAUGAGAUGGAUUCCCUCGAAGCCUACCUCACUCAACUCGUCAUGAGUUUCAAGAGGAUUACCAAACGCAUUCAGGGCGCUGUCAAGACGGAGAAAAAUAACCUGAAGCAGAACGCAGAGAAAAAGCAGAAGGACAUGGAGAUGAAGUCCAAGGGCUUCGCGAGGGCCCUCGCCAAGGCUCUGGCCAAGGCCACGUCUGGAGGCGCCGUCAAGAAGCCGUCCGAUCUUGCUGUCAACAAGGAGCUGUUUGGCGUCGACGUCGAGGAGCAUUGCACCAUCGUGCAGCCUAUGGAGUUCGACAAGGGCACGCCCAUUCCGUCCGAGUUCGACCCCUUGGAACCUCUUCUCUUCAAGGACACGAAUGCUCUCAGCGCCGACGUGACAUCCUUGAUAUCUAAGUGGCAGCAGAUGCAGGUAGGCAGCGGGAGGAAGACUGCAUGUGUGCCCCCAGACGUAGCGACCUCCGUUCUCACGUUGGUUGCGAAGGACUUCGAGGGCGUCCAACCUUCGGUCUUCGCUGGCGCCGCAGGCUUCAGCAAGGAGCUGGCGGAGAUGCUCCAGAAGGCCCACCUCUACUCCGUCAGCCAGGGCUACAGGUGGGCGGGCUCGGAGGCGGCGCACAUGCCGACGCCGCGCUGGCAGUUCAACGGCGUGCGAGAGGUUGUCAUGUGCAAGACGGAGGACUUCGCCCAGUUCGUCGCGACCCACAGCAAGGACCAGACGAGCCCCGACUACGCCUUGGCCCUCCAGUGCUUCAAGAUGAUGGGCUCCAUCAGUGAGAUCAGCAAGAGCGUCAAGUUCUACAAAGUGACCCAGUGGGAGGAACGAGGGAGGGGCGAGAGUCAGGUUACCGACCUGACGGCCAUCAAGCCCUACCUCAAGGCACUGCAGGCAAUCCCCGCGGCCGCGGCGGCGCCUGGGGGCCCUGGGGGCCCCGAGUCACAGUCUGCGGAGGAUGCUGUCGUCACCAAGGGCCAGGGCAGCCAGGGCCAGGACGAACAGGGUGCCAAGGACCACGAGAAGGAACCCGACAGGGCGGAGCUUCACAAAGGCUCAGGCUCAGACGAACAGCAGAAGAUCCCCGAGGAGAAACCCAACCCAGAGCCCGAGAAGAAGCCCUCCAGCCCCAAGAAGAACGACCUGAGCCUGAGCGAGGGCCGUGAGGCUUUUAUUGAGGCGGCCAGGGCCGAGGCGGCCAAGGCCAAGGCGGAGGCGGCCGCGGCCGCCAAGCUCGCCAGCAAAGCGCGCCUUCUCGAGGAGACCGAGUGGACGAGCAACUGCCGGGAGGUCAGCGCGGCCUCGGCCGUCUCCACGGACCUGAGGUGGGACCCGCAGCGCAGCUGCCUGCUCGUGGACGGCUGGGCGCCCCUCCGGAUGCAGUACAGGUCCGCGCAGCUCUUCGGCGCCGCGCGCCAGGGGCUGCGGGUCUGCCUCCUCAACGCCUGCAGGGACUGCGCGGCGGGCGGAGCGCCGGACGCGGCGACGGCGGACUUCGCCCAGGUGCUGAAGGAGCUCUGCAACCAGCAGGCGCACGUGCUGCACCACCCGGGCGGGGUGCCGCAGCCGCUCGCGCUCCAGGGAAAGGGCUGCGGCGGCGGUGGCGGGGGCGGCGGCGGUUGGGGCGGCUGCGGCGGCUGCGCUGGCGGCGGCUGUGGCGCCUGGCAGCAGCCUCAACAGCAGGUAGCCGCCUUCGCCGGCGCCGCCUGCGGCGGCUUCCGGGCACCGCCCGCCCGCGGCGGCUUCCUGGCGCAGCCCGCCGUGGCGCCAGGGGGCGCCUGCCCGCGCGCGACCUGGCAAAGGUAG